UAUGGGCUACCGUACUGCAGUCAGAGCAGUUGCUAAGCAACCAGCUGUGUGUUGUCUCGCGCCUUUCUCCUUGUGUUUCAGUCAUGGCUGAAAGAAGUUCGGUAAAAAAGCGUCAGUCACUGGUUCCGCUGACAAAGAGACGUCCACCGUCCAGCUCAAAGACAGAGAAGACUAAAUCUGUUUCCAAUCUCACAACAAAACAAACUCCGGACUUUUUUGCUCAGGAACAACAAUACAAACUCAUGAAUGCAGAGCUGGAAGCUAAAACAGCAGAGCUGGUCAAAGAGGCCGAGCAGCUGAUGAGAGAACAGAGUGAAGUUCUGUCCACGCCUCUGUCCACACUUCUGCUCACAGACUUUCAAGAUGAAGAGGAUUCAAGGACAAUGACGUCACAACAGUGCAGUGUGCAGGAGUCUCUGAAGAGCAGGAACAGAGUGACAUCAUCAUCAUCAUCAUCAUCACAACACGUGCAUGCGAGAAGACCAGGGAAAAAGUCUGAGUGUCAAUCCCAAAGCACAGACAUGUGUGGAGAAGCUGCACAAGACUUUCUGUCAAACACCAUCAGGAACAUCGAGGAGAAGAUGAACGAACAUGUUCUGGAUGAUCAUGACACAGUAGCAUCAGGCGUUUCUGAAGCUCAAACACGGGUUUUCAAGGCAAAAAUACGGAUUUUGCAGGAAGAAGUGGAUCAACUCUCAUGUGAAUAUUAUAAGAAGGAAGAUGAAAAUGCUAAACUCAGAGCUAAAGUGAAGGAUCUAGAAGAGGAUCGAUCCAGAUUACAGAAGACCACCAACGUCCAGCAAACACAGAUGGAGAAGCACAAAGCUUUAGCCGAGGAGUCUGCAAAGAAAUCUGAGGCUCUUCAAACACAAGUGUCUGCUUUAAACAAGGAAAUAGAAAAUCUGAACCGAUCCAGCAAACAAGCAGCGUCUGCUCACAGCAGCAUGGAGGUUCGUCUGAACAGAGCUCUGGAGGAGGUGGAGAGGACAAAGACUCAACUCAGCAAGAUCACACACAUCAACAAGGACAAGAUGAAGGAGGAAAACCAGAGUAAAGAAAAUGUCCUCGCUGAAAACAGAAUGUUAAAAAAACACAAAGCUGAACUCAUUAUGGGAUUUAAGAAACAGCUCAAGCUCAUCGAUCUUCUCAAAAGACAGAAGAUGCACUUUGAAGCGGCAAAGAUGUUGUCGUUCACAGAAGACGAGUUCAUGAAGGCGCUGGACUGGAGCAACUCAUAAACACUGAGAUUCGGCUUAAAUCAGGGCUGCAACCUUUGACCCUUUGACCUUCAGAUGAAGAGGACUUGGAUAUCAUGAAUGAAAGAACUGUAGUUUGUUGGAUUUAUAAAAUGAUCUCUCAUUAUUUGUGGAAAAGUAAUGACAUUAGAAGUGCAGCCACCAGAUUUAAAAUGAUGAGAGGAACCAUGUUUAAGGACGAGAUUUUUAUCACAGGGAUCUUUGAAAGUGUGUUAAAUGUAUUUGUGUGAGAAAAUCCUCGUCAGAUCUGGAACAAACAGGUACGACCUCUGUGGUCCACGAGUCGUCUUUCACCUGAAAGGUUGUGGGUUUGAUUCCCGGCUCUGCUCGUCUACAUGCAGAGGUUGUUGUCGUCGUCGUCUCUGGUGGAUUCAGGGUCACAGAUGCUUUUUUCAC
Solea solea (common sole) is the source of this 1652-nucleotide messenger RNA. RefSeq names its product testis expressed 9 (gene tex9). The record is from RefSeq and is a predicted model, not a curated record. The transcript has 12 exons. Bases 84 to 1238 code for a protein of 384 amino acids. Lineage: Eukaryota; Metazoa; Chordata; Actinopteri; Pleuronectiformes; Soleidae.